AUGGUCAGCCAAACAUUUUUCCUGCUCGGCCGAAGGGAAGAUACAACUCGAAAAGUUGAGAUGAAUGGCCCUGAUUCCCUGAAUGCUAUACUGCCUGGCAUCGCAGCUGUCUAUGGUAUACUUCGCCCGGAAGGUAUUAUUUUAAGCAACCCCAAACUAAACUCCUCUAUGCUUCCUCGGGCUGAUCCCAUCACAGAAAUUCGUUUUCAUAACGAGCACGAACAGCUGGACAGUAUCGAGGAGUUGAUCCAGUGCAACGAUGCCGUGGGAAUCAGUAUCAAUGGCCAUCCAGUCAGGGAGCCGCAGCAGCCACCUGUAAUCUCAGAAUUUGGCAAUCAUUUCGAGAUUUACCCUGACCACAUAGGGAACCACCAGAGACUCUUCAACAAAUAUGGCUCUGUAAUUCGCACUGACAACUUUGGCCGGGUUACCUAUCUCGCCAAUGACCCAGACAUCACUGCUAUCGCUUUCCGGGAGGGCGAGUACUUCACUAAAGCUCCGUCGACAUUGAACCAUCCACUAUAUAGAAUUCGUGACCAGACAGCACUAUUCUUAUGCGAUACAGAUGCUCCGGCAUGGAAAGAUGCCCACAGAUACAUUCCACCGAGCAUGACGCCUCGCGCGGUGCGGCACUACACGCCACUGCUGCAGCGAUCUGUCGAGGCGUCAUUCCGGGUGCUGGAUAUCUUUGACAAGCAUGGUGAGGCAUUCAAUGUCUACCAGUUUACAGCCAAGCUGGCGUCUCAGAUCAUCUGUUAG
Trichophyton benhamiae CBS 112371 is the source of this 759-nucleotide messenger RNA. Its product is annotated as cytochrome P450 monooxygenase, putative. Bases 1 to 759 code for a protein of 252 amino acids. Gene Ontology annotation, molecular function: heme binding; oxidoreductase activity, acting on paired donors, with incorporation or reduction of molecular oxygen; iron ion binding. The record is from RefSeq and is a predicted model, not a curated record. NCBI's taxonomy places the organism in Eukaryota, Fungi, Ascomycota, Eurotiomycetes, Onygenales, Arthrodermataceae. The transcript has a single exon.